GUCCCCCAGCCCAGGGGACCGGACUGGGUCGCCGGGGGUUUGGUUUGCUUUGCUUUGGUUCCGGCAGCUGUCAGACUGUCUCGUUUGGCCCGAGGGCUUGGCAGCCCUGGGGUGGGCUCGCCCGGGUACCUGGUUCCCUCCAGUACCAGCCUUCUGGAAACUAAUUGACUUCCUCGGUCUCCUAGCAACGAGGGACUGGCUACCGACCGGGGAGCUGCGGCGCAGUCCCAGUCGCUCAGGCGCUAGCCGGACCCGGACCCAAACGGGAGCCUGACCCAAACAAGAGCCGAAAACCAGAGCUUGCACGAAUAAGCAGGAAAUGGCGGAUGAGGCGUUGUUUUUGCUCCUCCAUAACGAGAUGGUGUCCGGAGUGUACAAGUCCGCGGAGCAGGGGGAGGUGGAAAAUGGACGCUGUAUUACUAAGCUGGAAAACAUGGGGUUUCGAGUGGGACAAGGAUUGAUAGAAAGGUUUACAAAAGAUACUGCAAGGUUCAAGGAUGAGUUAGAUAUCAUGAAGUUCAUUUGUAAAGAUUUCUGGACUACAGUAUUCAAGAAACAAAUUGACAAUCUAAGGACAAACCAUCAGGGCAUCUAUGUACUUCAGGACAACAAAUUUCGUCUGCUUACUCAGAUGUCUGCAGGAAAACAGUACUUAGAACAUGCAUCUAAGUAUUUAGCAUUUACAUGUGGCUUAAUCAGAGGCGGCUUAUCAAACUUGGGGAUAAAAAGUAUUGUAACAGCUGAAGUGUCUUCAAUGCCUGCUUGUAAAUUUCAGGUGAUGAUACAGAAGUUGUAGAACAUACUGAAAUGCAAGGCUUCAACUGUGUAUAAAGAGUUAAAUUAUUCCUGUAUAAAGUAUUUCAAGUGGCAGUGAUUUAAUUACAUUGUUGGACAUUGGUGUUGAUAUAAGCUAUUUGCUAACUUGUGUAAAGAAAGAUGUAUGCUUAAGCAGGAGUAAGGUUGUAUUUAUGUUUAACAUACGCCAAGUUAAAGCAGAUAGAGACAUUCAGAGGGAAAAAACCUGACUUCAAGGAAACACCAAGAUACAGGAUCCUUAUUUUAACCAUUUUUGUUUGCUUAGAGUGAUGUGUAUUUUAACAGAUUGAGAAGCAAAACUUGGGGUUUGAUAAAUGAGCAUAAAGAAAAGUAUGCACCAGUCAGAAUCAUUUGUGUAAGAAUGAACAAAUUUUGAUUUUUGUUUUAUGAACUUAUUAAAAAAGCAAAGAGCACACUAAAUUAGACUUUAUUUUGUUAUAACUUAUUUUUAUUAAGAAUUUUUCUGCCCCUGUCAUCAUAUGCAUUGUAUAUAUGAGAUAUCAUAUCUACCUAAAUUGUUCAAAAGAUAUAAUUUCACUUUAAUAGAAUUUAGUUUUAGAGGGAGCCAUUAAUGUAAUAAAAGUGAAAUAUAGAUUAAUUUAAAUGUGAAUUCAGUGACUCCAGGGCCAAAGAAUAUUAAGUAUUUUAGGAAGGAACUGUUAUAUUUAACUCCUGUUACAGUUUCAACUUUCAGGUUUUCUCUCCUCAUGUGGAAGUUCUGGUGAAUUUCUAACUUAUCUUUAUUCCCUUAUUUACUCUUCCCUAUGGGUAGAUUCAGUGUGUGGUGAAGAUCUACUUCCUACUUCACAGAGGGAUAUUUUUUGACUGUCCUCACUGAUGUUAUAAGGACUGGCUAACUCUCUGGGGUCUCUUUUAUAAGGACACUAAGCCCAUUCAAAAGGGCUUAGCCCUCACAGCCUGAUAAUCACUUCCCAAAGGCCCUGCCUUCUUAUAUUAUCACAUUGGCUGUCAGGAUUUGAACACAUAUAUCUUCAAGGACACAAAUAUUCAGUCCAUAGCAGAACCCGACAUGUGGUCAGCAAGGGGAAAGCAGAAUCCUACAGCCAGGGUUAUCUGGUGAAUUGUUUCCAAAUCCGACGAAAAUAGUUUUAGGAUGGGGGUUCAACUCAGGCAUCAGGCUGGGAUUGGCACAAAUUUUAGGGUUACAAAAGUUAAGAAACUAAACAGAACCUACAAUUUUUUUCAAAGUGUUCUUUGAAAAAUGAGUAUUAGGAUCAAAUACAUUUCGGAAAUCCAUGCUCUUUUGUAGAUUUUUAAUGCAUAUUAAUGGCAUGUUACAGGUUCUGGAGGAAAAAAACUUUAUUUAGUGUAGUAUUUGUGAUCACAGUACUGUUUUUUCAAGAAACACUAACAGCUCAAGUAAAUCAAAAUUUAGGGCAAUAUGGGGAACAUUUGUUUUUGUUGUUCCACUUAUUUAUGCAUUCAUUGGUUGAUUCUUGUAUGUGCCCUGACUGGGGAUAGUAGAAGUGAUAAUUUUAAUGUAAGUCAGCUUCUCAUGGGUUUAUUCUGCUAAGAGACACAGGUGAAAUACUCUUUUAAAAAUAUAAAAUGAAAUUUUAAUGAAAGUACUACCAAAAUUUAGUAAAUGUAUAGUAUCUUCCUGACCAAAACAAGUAAUGUAUUCUUUAUGUGAACAGAAAAGUAUAGGUGCAAUCUAUUUUAUCAAUGUCCUACAGACCUGAUUAAACUACCAUUUGGUAGCUGUUUUCAAAAUAAUACUUCUAAGUUCUGUAUUUAAAAUUUGUCAUUUCUCAACAAACUUUAGGCUUCCUACCUCUGUUAUCUCUUUAAUUUCUCAUUAAAAUCAGAAGAUAACUUUAAAUUGUGAAUGCCUCAAUAAAUCUUAUGGCUAUACUGAUA
Molecule: messenger RNA, 2697 nt
Organism: Artibeus jamaicensis (Jamaican fruit-eating bat)
Lineage: Eukaryota; Metazoa; Chordata; Mammalia; Chiroptera; Phyllostomidae
Gene: TRAPPC6B
Product: trafficking protein particle complex subunit 6B
Exons: 6
Coding region: 320-796 (158 amino acids)
Biological process (GO): regulation of GTPase activity; endoplasmic reticulum to Golgi vesicle-mediated transport
Cellular component (GO): cis-Golgi network; trans-Golgi network; TRAPP complex
Source: RefSeq, a predicted model, not a curated record